Messenger RNA from Leptosia nina, 438 nucleotides. NCBI's taxonomy places the organism in Eukaryota, Metazoa, Arthropoda, Insecta, Lepidoptera, Pieridae. The record is from the annotation of a GenBank genome assembly.
AUGCGAGGAUGCGGCACUAAGGACAGCGCUGUGGGUGCUAAUGAAGAACUAACUGCGAACGUAAUCAAUGCAAGUACAUCCGAUAGCCAACGGCCGACGACAUCGUACACUUAUCGUCACAGGCGCCAUCCAAAUUUGUUCUUCACUAAUGGAAUUUGGUGGCUCGUAGUUCUGGGCUUGGGCGGAACUGCGCUGGCCUUCAUCGUCCUUCUUUCUAACCCUGUGUAUGACAUCUGCAGUGGCGGUGACAUGGAAAAAAGGUUUCCCCCGCCACGAGGUCCUGCUUUCAUGAACGCGUUUCGGGUCCGCGGGCCGAUUCACGGCGAAGAUACGUGCUUGGGAAGACAUUUCUUCAAAAUACUAGUUGUCGCUAUUGUCGUUAUCGGUGUACUAUCUAUAGCCGCCAUCAUUGUGGUCGCUGUACGGUCCUACGAUUGA